AUGGCUCUUCAGGAUGUAUGCAAGUGGCAGACUCCCGACACUCCCAGACCAUCCGUUCACUUGCCUCAGGCCAGUGGCUGGGCUGUACCCCGGGGCUGUGACCCUCAAACCUUCCUGCAGACCCAUGGCCCCAGGCUGGCUCACGGCACCACCACGCUGGCUUUUCGAUUCCGUCAUGGUGUCAUCGCUGCGGCUGAUACUCGGUCCUCCUGUGGCAGCUAUGUGGCGUGUCCAGCCUCACGGAAGGUCAUCCCUGUGCACCAGCAUCUCCUGGGUACCACCUCUGGGACCUCUGCUGACUGUGUCACAUGGUACCGGGUGCUACGGCGGGAGCUGCGGCUUCGGGAACUGAGGGAAGGCCAGCUGCCCAGUGUGGCAGGCACGGCCAAACUCUUUGCAGCUAUGAUGUUCCGCUACCGCGGUCUGGAUCUGUGUGUGGCCACUGCCCUGUGUGGCUGGGACCACUCUGGCCCUGCUCUCUUCUAUGUCUACAGUGAUGGCACUUGUCUUCAGGGGGAUAUCUUCUCAGUGGGCUCUGGGUCUCCUUACGCCUAUGGUGUGCUUGACCGUAGCUACCACUAUGACAUGACCAUCCAGGAAGCCUACGCCCUGGCCCGCUGUGCUGUGGCCCAUGCCACCCACCGUGAUGCUUAUUCAGGGGGCUCAGUGGACCUCUUUCACGUUCGUGAGAGCGGGUGGGAGUAUGUGUCCCGCAGUGAUGCUUGCGUGCUGUAUAGGGAGCUGCAGAAAGUCCGGGGCUUGGAGCAGGAGCUGGAGGCAAAAGCUAGUAGAGUCCAUCCUGAGCCUGCCACGCCACAAGAUGCUCAAGGAAGUAAAGAACUCUUUGUGGAGCAAGAGGAGGUGACGCCAGAAGACUGUGCAGUAAUGCUGAAGACUGAAACAAUGUAA
Mus pahari (shrew mouse) is the source of this 909-nucleotide messenger RNA. RefSeq names its product proteasome subunit beta 11 (gene Psmb11). The transcript has a single exon. Gene Ontology annotation, molecular function: threonine-type endopeptidase activity. Lineage: Eukaryota; Metazoa; Chordata; Mammalia; Rodentia; Muridae. The record is from RefSeq and is a predicted model, not a curated record. Gene Ontology annotation, cellular component: proteasome core complex. The coding region runs from base 1 to 909 and encodes 302 amino acids.